Symbiodinium sp. CCMP2592 is the source of this 5068-nucleotide messenger RNA. The record is from the annotation of a GenBank genome assembly. NCBI's taxonomy places the organism in Eukaryota, Dinophyceae, Suessiales, Symbiodiniaceae.
AUGGAGGUGCGUGCGGAGAGCAGUGGCUUGGCCCGAACCCUCGGCUCCGCAUACGCUCUCCACGAGGGACUUCUGCCGCAGGGCUCUGUCCCAGGUGGCGGCUUGGCAGGUUCUGUGGUGGUGCCAAUUCCGGUCUACAGUCGGCCCAAAAGCGAAGACUUCAUCCUACGCGGCUACACGAUGUGUUCGUCACAGGAGAGAAGUUUUGAAAACUGGUACUCCAGCGAGCAAUUCCGGAACAAGGCAGAAGAGACCGUGGAGCUCCGAAGCCGGGUCGCAUCUGCCUUGGGGCGCACAAACGUCACCGAGGAUGAUGGCACUGGUGCUCCCCUCCCUGACUGGUGGAAUACCUACGAUGAGUUGGUGAUUGCGGCUCAAGCCGGAAGUCCGGUUGUAAAUUCGUCGGACAUGGAAGAGGCCGAGGAGCUCGCAGCUUGGCUUGAAGCCAUGAAAUUCAGCAAGAAGGUGGCAGGUAAUCGCUGCGGAGGACCUCUCCUGCAUGUGAUUGGCGAGCGUUUGGAUUCCUCCAAGUACCCUGAACUGUCAUGCGCGGUCCAGGAAGAUGGUUGUGGCAUCAGUGCGGAUGCGUCGGACAAGAUGCAUGACAGCUGCCUGAUCGAACUUGAACAUGGCAGGCAAUGUGACAGCCUGGAUUCCUUUUCCUCAAUCCAGACUCGGAAGUACCAGAAACCGAUGGAGCUCUCGAACUUGUCAACUUCGAUGCUUGCGGAAGAUGCAGGUGAGCUGACGAGCAUGUCGAUUUUUCUGAGGAACCUGGCAUUGCGCUAUGCAACAACGGAUUUCUCAGUCAGUCAGUGCACCAACGGGACCGAUCCCAUCUCGACCGCCGAGCUGUGCCAAGCGGCGGCUUCCGUCCUUGGCUUGACUUUUCGAAAGCCAGGCUUCUUGGACGGAAGGGCGCCGGGUUGCGUCGUUUCGAGGAACUCUGACGUGUGGUUCAACCUGGCAAGCGGCGGUGCAAACAGCGACAAGCUUGGUCUCAUUUGUGAGAUCAAACAGCCUUGCACCGCGACAGCCCCCAAGCUGAGUUCAGUCUACCCAUGCACAUGUGGAUCAGCAACCUGUCAGCCAGGCCAGCUAUGCAGUUCAAACGGGUGUGAAGAUGUUCCGUGCAGUGUCACUAAUGGGAGUGCAACAAGCGAUUCCUAUCCAUGCAUGUGCGGCAAUGUCACCUGCGGAGAUGGCCAAAUCUGCACAUCCAGUGUGAACGAUUGCCUGACUUUUGCGCUGAUGGACUACGGUUUAAGUGAUUGUGGGCCAUUUGAUUCUGUGCUUACGGUCUCACAGUGUGAAGCUGCGGCAUUGAACCUGAACUUGACUUAUCGGGCAUCAGACAACACGGACGGAACUGCGCAAGGUUGCAUUGCCUCGGCAAGUGGCGACGCUUGGUUCAAUUCUGUCAGCGGUGGCGUGAACAACGCCAGCUAUGCCCUCAUUUGUUCAACCAGGCAGGCGCCAAGUGUAGGGCCGGUACCAGCAUCGGAGCUUGCAGACUUUGAACCUCCCACAACCACAACUUCCGACAUGUCGGCGCCAACAUCAACGACGGCAGGAGUCAUCUCGUCAACACAGCUGCCAAUCUCGACCACGUCGGCGCCAACACCCUCCACUUCAACGCAGUCAGCCCCUGCAGCAUGGGAGUUCGUGACCUCGGGCAGUUGUUCCGAUCCUGUCACUUCGCUUGCAGAGUGCGCUACCGCCCUUGAAUCGCUAGUGCCAGGGGCAGGUCCGCCAGUAGCAGACAACUUGCCCGUGAACAGCUCGGCAAGUUUGACUCGCCCUACAGGUUGCUAUUACAGAGCGAAGGGAAAUCACAGGGGAUUUGACGUCACCGGCACGAACGAGGGCUUGUGUGGCUCCGGCGGUUGGAACUGUUUGUGUCGUCAGACCUCUCUGAUGAUGAUGCAGUUCGUACCGAGCAUGGGCCGCAACAUCGACAUGAUGCCUUUUUGCGAUUGGGAGAGGGGAUGGCAGACGAUGACAGAUCCAUACAAGUGUCAAGUGGCAGUGCAAUCGGGUGAAAUUCCCUUCUCUGGAGGAAGAUGGAGGGGUAUCACUUGGAGGGUCAGCAAAUUUGGUUGCAUAAGGUACGGCGACUAUCCAGGCGAGAGAUUUAUUUUCAACACGAGAAAACACCAGCCGGGGGAGUAUUUUCGGGACGUUGCCGAAAUUUGUGAGAAGCGUGAAGCCUGUGAAUGCACGAAUGGUGCUAAUCCUCGUUAUCAAUAUUGGCCAUGCAUCGAGGGUGCAAACUGCGCAUCUUGCAAUCACGGCUACUACCUGACGAGCGGCACGUGUCAAGAACAGGUUUGUACCUGCGAAAAUGGCUCUGCUGAGCGAGGGCUCGGCUGCCCCAGCAAUGGCGCCGCCAAAUGCAGAGACUGCAACUCCGGUUAUUAUUUGGCUGGCGGAUCAUGCAUUGCUCACACGUGUUUGUGUCAGCGAGGUGUGGCUGCAAGAGGAGCUACCAGCUGCCCAAGUGGCGGGUGGGUUUGCGCGUCGUGCGAUGCUGGAUUUCAUCUCAAUGGAGUACAUUGUAUCGUCAACAGAUGUACAUGUGCCAAUGGUCAGGCGGCACAAGGCGCAGCGUGUUAUGCAAGUGGUAAUAUUUGCACCUCGUGCAAUCCAGGCUAUGUUCUGGCUCACGGAGUGUGCCAGCCUUGCCGGGACUUCAGACCGAACUAUUAUGAUUUUUGGUUUGACGGGGCUGGCAACACCUGUGCGUGGUACGGUGAAGUAAAUGGCAGAUGUUCGAGCUUUGGAUCGUCGGUUAAUCAUGGACAGUCGUCCUUUCAAGCCUGCUGUUCCUGUGGUGGUGGGUCCCUGGAAUGCAUUGCACGUUUCGUAGACGAUAAGCCACUGGAAGGGACGGAGUUCCGCGAGGUCACCUUGACUGGCCCCACUUCGGAGCUUGAUGCCCGAUGCUGCAAUCUCUGCAAAGACAAUUUUAAUUGCGAGUACUGGUUCCGAGAUUUGGACGAGACAGGAGAAGUAAAAUGCAGACUGGGACAUUCUGCCACCUUGCGCAAGCGUCGUGACGGUCCAAACUAUCGUGGAGGUUACAAGGGGUGCAGCGUUCAGGAUGGGAGUGGAGCAAGCUCAGCAUACCCAUGCACCUGCGGAGGGGCCACCUGCUACAAAGGCCAAAAAUGCUUCGGCAGCGACAGCUACUGUGCAGGCCCUUUCAUGACCUUGAACGCAUAUAGAUAUCCAAUCACGACGCCUUGUGCCUCACCUGUGCUCCCCAUAAGCAGCAUGGCCGAGUGCGAAUCGGCAGCGGCAGCCUUGGGGCUCAGUGCUGUGUCGGGCCCAGUCCUACAUGUCGGUGGUCCGGUAGGCUGCUAUCAAUGGAGUUUAGAUGAUGCAACAACAUCAAGAUGGAAAGGCGAAGCCACAAGUGGAGUCUGGCCUUUUGCUUACUUUCAUAUUUGCACAAAUCCCCAGCUCCUCGGCACAUUUCCGUCAGCAUUUCCACGUGCAAGUUCCAACUCCCUUGCACCUCCCGGAGCUGGGUUUUCGUUUGUCGGUGUACCCUGGCUGCCGCUUCAGCCAGACAAAGUCUCAAAGUGGCCAGGAACAUGCAUCAGAACCAAUGUGGAACAAUCGUGGUACCAGGUGGACUUCCAGAAUGUGUAUCGGUUCAGCAGUGUGUCGCUUCUCAGUCGUGACGAUUGCUGUGAGGAUGAGUUGCAAAACCUCGACAUCCUUGUUGCGACUGCUGGGUUUAGCAGCUAUACGGUCUGUGCACGCGGUGUGGGCGUCCUUGAACGGGGAGUGACACAGAACAUUCCGUGCGAAGGGACGGGCUCCAUCAUCCAAAUUCAGCAUUCGAGCACCAAGGCAUUGUCGCUGUGCGGCUUUUCAGCAUUUGGUGUUCCGGUCGGGUCAUUUGUACAGAUCCAGCAACCUGAGCCAGGAGUAGAUGGUGACUUGAUACUGCCAGCUAACGGUUCACAACAGCUUUUGAACAACUCAGAAGCAGUGCCCGCUGUGUCACCACAAACGGUCGACACCAUCAUCAUCAGUGGCCACUGUGACUCCACCGUGAACGGUGUUUAUGCAGGCUUUGGCACUACAACCAGUGGCAUGCCAUUCUACAGUGAUGAGGACGGAUACCACCUCUAUUAUGACCCUGAUUGCGAUGGACUCGGCACGCCUCCAAAAUGGAUAAUUGGCUCGACCCUGCCGAACACCACGAGAUUCUCAGAUCUUGAUGAAGAUGGUGCCUGUGACUUUGUCGCUGCAAUUCCUUCCCGAACUAUGAACCCUCUUUCCAGGCCACCCACGGGAGAGUUGUCCUGGAGAUUGCUCUGUGAUGGCAGCUUUGAUGACAGGAGCAUGAAGCUCGAAAAUGGCGAUACUCUGAGCUGGCAGAACAAUUUCGGCUUGUCUUGCGAAACCUAUAUUUCUAGAGGUUGGUGCAGCAACGGUGGCUUCACUGCUGGGUUCGAGUGGACCGGCAAAGAAGCUUACUUGGAUCAGUCGACGGUGCCGCAGGACUGCCAAGAAAGCAUCCUUUUCCAGCAAGCCGGCAACUGCGCAGAGUUUUACAACUACCCAGGCAGAAACUGUGCUGCCUGUGGGAAGAGUGCGGCAGAAGCGAAUUGCAGCAUCGUUGAUGGGAGCACCUCGAGCUCAAGCUAUCCAUGCCAGUGUGGAAACGCUACAUGUGCAAGUGGUCAAGUUUGCAUGUCCAGUUCGAGCACUUGCCAGGAUGGCCAGUUCGAGCCAACCCUCGUGUCCGGCUAUAUCUCGAUGGCCUUGGCGAACUGCACAGCUUUCAUGGCUGAGCCGAAUGCCUCUCACGCGAUUGCUGAGGGUGUGGGCAAGCACUUACGACUUCCAGUGUCAUGGAUCAGCGUGCAGCUUACUUGUGGUGUACUGCUCUUGGAGGGUGAGCAGGGCUCAUCGCAAGAUCUACAAGGAGCACUCCAGAUCAGCAUUCCGCCUGCCAAUGCCUCCGUGUAUGAUCCAACCACAAUCGCCAACAAUGUGGUCAAUGUGGACAGAGACGCUUUGGCAAUGGAGAUUUCCUCUGCAAUUGCAG